Molecule: messenger RNA, 369 nt
Organism: Helobdella robusta
Lineage: Eukaryota; Metazoa; Annelida; Clitellata; Rhynchobdellida; Glossiphoniidae
Exons: 1
Biological process (GO): G protein-coupled receptor signaling pathway
Cellular component (GO): plasma membrane
Molecular function (GO): G protein-coupled receptor activity
Source: RefSeq, a predicted model, not a curated record
AUGAGCAUCAUCAACAACUAUACAAAAAACGACAUCAACAACAACAAUGGCAUCAACUGCUCUGGCGUCAUCAAUGACACACACAAUUACACUAACAACAGCAACUGCACCAGCACUAACAACAACGACGACAACAACUUUAUCACACUAAUAACCGAACUCCAAAACAGAAUUUACUUCAACAAACUACUAUGGAUUAACAUAGCGCCUAUAUGCUUCAUUGUCAUCGUAACGAUAGGCACAAUCGGCAACACCUUGGCUAUCUAUGUCAUCAUCUCUAACAAGAGGAUGCGAAACGUUACUAACUUCUUUCUAAUCAAUUUGGCCGUCACCGACCUAGCCUACCUGCUGAUUUGUGUAACAGUAACG